Molecule: messenger RNA, 517 nt
Organism: Adineta steineri
Lineage: Eukaryota; Metazoa; Rotifera; Eurotatoria; Adinetida; Adinetidae
Source: the annotation of a GenBank genome assembly
AAAAAAUUUUGUUUGUAAACAUUUUCUAUUCGUUCUCAAACGUAUAUUUAAUGUUAAUCUUUAUUCAUUUGAUAUUCGUCUGUCUAUUAUGCAAUAUCAUCAAUUUACAAGUAUUGAUCUCGAAGAUAUUUUUCAAGGACAAGUUCGUCGACUUUGUCCAAUUGUUACACCAUUAGUACAAAUAAAUAAAAAAGAAAAAUUACCAUUAACACUUAAACGUCAAUCAAUUGAUUAUACGGAUGUUUGUCCAAUAUGUUUUGAAAGUUUACUUAUGAAAAAUCGAAAAUUAGUCACAUGUUUUUAUUCCUGCGGUAAAUCAAUGCAUAAGCAUUGUAUGAAUGAAUGGAAACGUGUUCAAGGAAAAUCUAUUAAUUGUCCACUUUGUCAAGCUCAUUGGAUUGAUCCAUCAACAGCAGAAAAAGCUGUACUUAAUCAUUAUUCUCAUCGUUCAUAUCCAAUUGUUAAACGGGAGAAAUAUAUUCUUUGUUGUUUAUAUACUCCUCCAGAUUGGCUCUAG